Messenger RNA from Peronospora matthiolae, 870 nucleotides. NCBI's taxonomy places the organism in Eukaryota, Oomycota, Peronosporomycetes, Peronosporales, Peronosporaceae. The record is from the annotation of a GenBank genome assembly.
AUGGGGCUAUACCAGGACGCCGUGGAAAAGGCACUGCAAGUCGAUGUGAAAAUUGCCAAGGAAAUGGCUGGCAUGCACGAGGAUGAUGAGACUCGCAAGAAACUGUGGACGCUGAUUGCCAAACAUACGAUCGACGCUGGAGGUGAGAUCAAGGACGCCAUGAACAUUUUGAAGGAGAGUGAUUUGUUGAAGAUUGAGGAUAUCCUGCCUUUCUUCCCUGACUUCGUCCUGAUCAACGAUUUCAAGAAGGAGAUUUGCGAGUCGCUCGAAGUGUACAAUGACCGCAUUGAACAGCUGAAGGAAGAGAUGCAAGACUACACCCAGUCGGCCGAAUUGAUUCGUGCUGACAUGCAGCAACUGCGCAAACGUUGUGCUGUCGUGUCCGGCAACCAACGCUGUGAGCUCACCGGUCAGAACAUCCUAGGCAAGGAAUUCUACCUUUUCCCGUGCUCCCACGCUUUUCACGCUGGCGCACUCCGUCAAGAGAUGCAAAAGCAUCUGAAUAGUUUUCAGCGACAAACGGUAAAGCAGCUUGUUCAGAAACUCAAUGAGCUUUCCACUGAAAUGCCGGCGAGCACGAACUUUUUCCAGCGACCGCUGUCAGCCUUCCCUUUUCUCAACUUGUCGUCGACCGAGAAGGAAGCGAUGACGCCCGGUUCCGAGGGAAGCAGCGCCGCGACAACCGCAAAGGCAAAAAGUGGUGCGAAAGAGCAGUCCAUUGCGCAGGAGCGUGAGAUGGUGCAGCAAAAGCUGGACGAGAUCAUCGCGUCCGAGUGCAUGUUCUGCGGUGAGGUAAUGAUCAAGUCGAUUCACACGCCUUUCAUCACACCGGAAGACGAGGCGAACGAAGGCAGCGAGUGGGCCAUUUGA